Molecule: messenger RNA, 2155 nt
Organism: Platichthys flesus (European flounder)
Lineage: Eukaryota; Metazoa; Chordata; Actinopteri; Pleuronectiformes; Pleuronectidae
Gene: gal3st4
Product: galactose-3-O-sulfotransferase 4
Exons: 5
Coding region: 281-1891 (536 amino acids)
Biological process (GO): glycolipid biosynthetic process
Cellular component (GO): membrane
Molecular function (GO): galactosylceramide sulfotransferase activity
Source: RefSeq, a predicted model, not a curated record
UCAGUUUAGCGUUUACAACACUGCUCCCGGGAUGUUAACAUCCCUCCGUUUUUGGAAAGUCGCCUCUUUAUUUAUUCGCAUAAUUUCGGUCGGUCAGACAUGCUGCACUAUCAUCUUUUAACCUUUUCUUUUUUUUUACUUAAACAUGACUUGAAGAUCCUGUGGCUGCAGGUGGAACGUGAUUGACACUUUUAUGAGCAUUUUACACUUCUCCUCCCUGGUCAACUGCCUCGUUCUCCUAUGGAUGCGCCGGCAUUGUUAAGAUGGUGUUGAAUCAUCUAUGCCAACUGGAGCAGAGCAACACAGACAGACGGAGCGUGUCCACAAAAACACCACUGUGACUUCCCUACCGUCCACACCGAUCAGAAUGAGCUCCAGAAGAAUGUUGCGAUGGCUGGUUUGUGGUCGCUUGGGUCCAGUGUGGAUGUGGAAGGCAUUGCUUCUCUUCGGGGCAAUUGCAUUCGCCAGCCAGUUGUUGGGGGUCAUCUUCAACAAGAGCAGUGUACAUCCAGCUGCUCACUCCAUUUUCUCGUUCCCUGAUGCUCAGGGGCCCUCUUUGGGUUCCUGUCAGCCCCACACCCACAUCAUGUUCCUGAAGACACACAAGACGGCCAGCAGCACUGUGCUCAACAUGCUGUACCGAUUUGGAGAGGAGCACAACCUUCGCUUUGCCUUGCCAAUGAGCUACCAGCUGGGCUAUCCACUGCCCUUCAAUGCUCACAGGGUCAAAGGUUAUCGGGGUCCUGGAGCCAAGGAGUUCCACAUCAUGGGAAAUCACAUGAGAUUUGACAAGCUGGAGGUGGAGAAGGUGAUGCCGGAAGACACCUUUUACUUUUCUAUCAUCAGAGACCCGGUUUCUCUGGCUGAGUCCUCCUUUUCUUAUUUCAAAGAGGUAGCACCUGCCUUUCGGAAGGCCAAAGGCUUGGGCGACUUUGCUGAUGACCCUAAGAAAUACUACGACCCUCGUUUGCGCAAUAAUCACUAUGCCCGUAACGGUCUGUCGUUUGACUUUGGAUUGGACCACAAUGCUAAUUUCUCUAUGGCACUGGCUCAACGUGGUGAGGCCAUGAUCCGCCAGGCCUUCAAUCUGAUUCUGAUGUCCGAGUACUUUGAUCAGUCCAUGAUCCUGUUGAGGCAUGCCAUCUGCUGGCCACUGGACGCUGUUGUCUCUUUCAACCUCAAUGCCCAACAGCAGAAGCCCAGUGGCAUUGGGUUGAUGGGAGGGAGCCGGUUUGGCAAAGCUGCGGCUGGUUUCAGUGAUAAAGGAGGACAUUCUCAAGCCAAAAUGCCGCCAAAUCUGCCACUCACAGAGGAACAGCGUGAAAGGCUGCGGCAGUGGAACGCCUUAGACUGGUACUUAUACAAAGCCUUCAACAAGACCUUCUGGGAGGAAAUUCAGAGGUUUGGUCUCACUGAGAUGGAGCAGGAAGUAGCUCUUCUCAGGGCACGGCGGGACGUACUGGCCCAGGUUUGCCUCAGGAAUGGUGGGAAACCUUUGGAGGCAUACCGGAUCCGAGAUAAAACCAUCCGGCCAUAUCAGACUGGAAUGGUAAAGAUUCUUGGCUAUGAGCUUCAGCCAGGGCUGGACAACGCCACCAGAACAGCCUGUCUGAGAAUGAUCAGGCCAGAGAUCCAGUACAAAGACGUGCUUGAUGCUAAACAGUUCCCACGGGAUUCUGCAUCUCAAGUCCAGCCAGGGCAACAGAGCCAGGGACGGGUGGUCUCAGCUGGUGGCUCUUUUUUAAAACAAGACUCAUCGAGAACAGGAGAGACACGGGUGGCGGGAGAGGUUGGGGGGAGGACAGUGGAGGAAGGGGAGCGAGACUGGGAUGCAAGCCAUUCAAUCCGGACCAACCAGACUUUGAUGCGAGGGAAAGAAAAGGAAGGUUGAGAUGGUUUGAGCUUCCAUCUCCGCCUGCUAUCCUCACAUCCUGGUUGUAAAUUGACCGGAAGUACUUGAAUAUUCUCAAAUUAUUACAGAUUUGAAUGAAGUGGAAUUGCAAAUGUUCAUUCAGAAUGCAGUGGUGUACCCUGGCUUGGAUUUUACUUGAAACUGGAUAUAUAUUUGUGGACAGUUGUAAUAGACCAUGCUCUUUGUGUGCAUCCACUGAGUUGUUUCUUUUCUGGUACUGAAUAAAACAUUUCUUUAACGUCA